GGAGCGACUUAUAUAAAGAUAAAACGGAAUUACGGAACAUCACAUACUAUUACAAAUGUAAACCAGUUUCAUAAUUUUUAUUUUCUAAUAUUAAAAAAAAUGGCUAUGAAAGCUUAUGAAGACGCGUGUAUGAGAGCGGAAUUAUUCGGCCAACCGAAACCGGAUAGAGAAGAGUUUUUAUCAAAACAUAAACAUUUGGAUGUGGUUGAAUUUGAAGAAGUUGAUAUAAAGACAACAGAGAAUACGGCGAUGCUGAACGAUGACCUGCAUCGUGCGAGUGGAGGUCUUGCCGAACUGAAUACCAGACUGAACUCUACUCAAACCAAGCUUAAUCGUCUUAGGGGUGUCUGCGGUAGCGUCACAAACUUUUUUCGUAUAAAGCUCUCUGCAAAGGAUAACUUAUCUUACUCAAGUGAACCAAGCUACAUCGGACAGACGAAUUAUGAUAAAGAUUAUAUACCGCCAAAAAGUUCGGAUGUCGGCUUUAUAAAUAAAGGCCUUGGUCCCGACGAUAAUGAAAUGACGCCACAUACGAAAAAACCAAAACAGAACAAAUGCGAUAUCAAUUCAGCCUUAGCGGAUUUGGAAUCUAUGGAAAUAGUCGAAAAUAGUUCUUUGUUUGCUAAAACGGCUGUAAUCGAUCAUCGUAAGCAAGUUUCUUCUCAAAGUAGUAAAUUAGAUAAUUUGAUAAUACAGGCCGAGAGGGCUGAAGCGUCUUUGAAAAGUCAAAAUCGACAAAUAAGGUCGUUCUUGCGAUAAUAGAGAACAAAAAAAUUAAAAAAAGAAUCAAAUAUAUGCCAAAUUAAUUUGAAUAUAAAUUGUUUAUUGUCAAUUGAAUACGCUUGAUACGUAUAGCAAUAUAUUUUGUUGAUAUUUGUUUAUAGGAUAAAAAAGUAAAUAAAUUACUUAAAAAUUAUUUUGCUACAGAUAAUUCAUUUGCUUAAAUGUGAUAUAUUUAUUUUUUAAUAAUUAAGACAAUUUUUAACAAGAGAAAAAGUCUAUAGUAUGAAUAUUUAAUUGCAUAAUAGUUGUUUUAAUUAAAGUUAAAUAAAAUGUAACUAAAAAUUGUAGUCAUCGAAUAUUAUACAGAAAUAAGAAAAUCUACUAAAAAGGCUUUCUUUAUUAUUUGAAUGUCUAUAACAAUAAUUACUUUUGCGAAUGUACUUACAGAUACUUGAAAUAAAAACAAAUGAAUUUAUCGAGA
Melitaea cinxia (Glanville fritillary) is the source of this 1204-nucleotide messenger RNA. RefSeq lists its product as uncharacterized. The transcript has 3 exons. Bases 100 to 759 code for a protein of 219 amino acids. The record is from RefSeq and is a predicted model, not a curated record. NCBI's taxonomy places the organism in Eukaryota, Metazoa, Arthropoda, Insecta, Lepidoptera, Nymphalidae.